AUAUAAGCGCGUGCACGUGCUCAGCCAUGUUGAUUGCGGUGACCGCGCAGCUUGAACUAUAACUUGAGUCUUGGACCUUGGUGCUUCUUAUCCGUUCCACUCUAACGGCCCCGUUUUCUCAAGUUACGAUUCACGAAAUGCCCUACCUUGAUGACCAAACCUUCAAUUUGUAUGCUAGAGACGUUAGCACACAACUCACUCCGAAUGCUACUCAGAGGACAACUUUAAUUGUAGCAGGCUGCUAUGUGGUAGUUAUCGCCAUCCUCUGGCAUGUCCCAGUGUUGAGUUGGAUUAGUGCACUGCUUACUGUGGGCUUCCAUGAGAUGAGCCACGCAAUUGCUGGUAUUUUGACAUGCGCUACUAUCCAUUCCGUCGAGCUCGAUCCUGACGAAGGCGGCGAGACCCGCAUGUCGGGCGGCAUAUCAUGGAUCACUCUUCCUGCUGGAUAUCUCGGGUCCUCACUCAUCGGCGCUGCCCUCAUUGCAUGCGGAUUUGACACCAAUGCGAGCAAAAUCGCUUGUCUCGCUCUUGGUGUAUUUUUCCUCUUCACGUUAUGGUGGGCGCGCAGGAAUUGGUUGACAUGGGCGCUCAUCCUUGGCAUGUCCGGCUUGAUCGUGUUGUUCUGGCUUGUGGCCGACAGUGUUGCAUUGCGUUUCUUUGUCUUGUUUGUUGGCGUAAUGUCGGAUCUGUAUGUGCUGUGGGACGUGAUAGACGAUACCAUCGCGCGGAAAGUCAACAGCUCCGAUGCAUCCGCGUUCGCUCGGAUUUGUGGUUGUUUCCCAUCUAGAGUGUGGGGCGUCAUUUGGCUUAUAAUAGCCUUCAUGUUCUUUGCUGCUGGCGUCAUUGUGGGGCUGGUUGCAUUCAAGGAGUCUGCGUCGGAACAGAAAACGGAAGCUGCGAACUUCCUUCCUGCUCCAGGAUCGAGCGGUGCUAUGGCAUCUGCACCAAUACCGAGUGUCCUUUUAAUGAUUGUCACAGCCCUCUCAUGGAAGCUGUUGUCAUAACUCAACCGGAGCAUGUGCUUGGACUGAUUGAUAUAUUGAUGCCGGAUAUCAGAGACCCUGUUGCUUGUUUUUGUCUGUUCCAGAAGCAGAACGAUGUUUUGCAUAUCAGAGAUACAUGACUUGUUAAUACUAUCUUGACCCGGCCUUUUGAAUUCUUGAUCCGAAUGCUAUCUUGAUUACUUGC
This is a messenger RNA of Suillus clintonianus, 1188 nucleotides long. Its product is annotated as peptidase M50B-like-domain-containing protein. The transcript is spliced from 10 exons. NCBI's taxonomy places the organism in Eukaryota, Fungi, Basidiomycota, Agaricomycetes, Boletales, Suillaceae. Bases 138 to 1004 code for a protein of 288 amino acids. The record is from RefSeq and is a predicted model, not a curated record.